AUGGGAGGACAAGGCCGCAAAUCAAUGAUCCCCUUCAAGUGCGACAUCAUUGCGUACAUGAGCGAACGGCGGGACAACAACAAGUUCGUCAGAGUGUUUCACCUCAUGCAAUGGAUCCGACGAAACCAAAAGCCGUGGCUCGUGUCCUACAUCGAGGCUAAGAAGAGCCCGGAGGUUGGUUAUGAAUCUCUUCGUUGUCUGUUGCUUCGGUUUUGUACGCGCAACCGGUUUAGGCACCGAAAACCCUGUGUGUCGAAGCUCAGUCAAGAGGUGUUGGAGUCUGUGAGGCUUGGCUAUGCAGCGCACUUCCACACCAAGUAUGCUGCCUACCCAAAACACACCAUUCUGAGCGCUAAGGAAACAGGCCUGUACUACGACAUGCCCCCCGGGAGCACCCUGGCGGAGAUCGGGAAGUCGAGCAAAGUGGUCAAGUCCGAAAAACACUCGGAGCGAUUGACGGCACUUUUGACGAUUCGAGCUGAUGCGGGAGCUCCAACGUACCCUGUUGGUCACUGGUAUGCCGUCCAAGCAAAUGCAUGGAUGGACGAGCGUGUGUGGAUGAUGUACCUCGACAAUCUGGCGGACCUUUUACUCGACGCCUCCGUCCUUCUUGUCGACAAUUUGGAGUGUCAUGUGUCUGAAAAGGCACAUGCCGAGUCAUUGUUCAGUGUGAUUGAACCGCUGCCGAAGAACCGUGUCCUUGCUGCUUGA
Aphanomyces astaci is the source of this 711-nucleotide messenger RNA. RefSeq lists its product as hypothetical. Lineage: Eukaryota; Oomycota; Saprolegniomycetes; Saprolegniales; Verrucalvaceae. Bases 1 to 711 code for a protein of 236 amino acids. The record is from RefSeq and is a predicted model, not a curated record. The transcript has 2 exons.